Molecule: messenger RNA, 891 nt
Organism: Pocillopora meandrina
Lineage: Eukaryota; Metazoa; Cnidaria; Anthozoa; Scleractinia; Pocilloporidae
Source: the annotation of a GenBank genome assembly
AUGGAAUCAAAUACGUCAAAAGAGCAAUCGAUCGAGCAAGCAUUAAGGAGGCUUAAAUAUUUGCACACUUCGCUGGUGCUUCACGGAGCAUUUUCAAAACAACAUGGAUAUAAUGUUGGUGAACGCAUCAUAACGAGUACACGUUUGCAGUCUACCAACAAGGAACGAUUUAGGACAACAGAGUGGGGUUCUGAGAAACGGUGCUUUCUUUCUUUACAACCCAAUACUUCGAAUCCAUUCGGAGAAAAGACUAAAAGACGAAUUUUAAAGUGUAAUCAAGCCCAAAAAGCCUUACGAACUGGUCGUGCGCCAUUGCGUGUGUCUCGUUCGGUGUCAGUGACCGAGGAACAGCUUGAUUCGACAAACGUAAAUGAGAUCAUCUUGAGGGAUGUUGAAGUAAGAGAACGUAGACGUACUUCGAAGUCCGCGUCAAGUGGACCAUGUUUUAUUGAUCCUUACAAAUGCCUUAAUACUUUUACCUACGGCUUUGACGGUAACACUCGUAACAAGAAAGUAACAAAGGAAUACUCUACGAACAUGAAGAUCAAUCGCGUCACUUUCUCUGCUAGACCGAGUGGUCGUAAGGACAAAUCAAUGCACGAAAAUAAAAUCGAAGUUCCGAAAAGUUGCUUCUUCAAUGGUUGGGGUGUGCGGUCUAAGAAGGUACAUUUACCAAAACGAAACACGGGCGACGAUUCUGAGAGACAUACCACAGUGGGAGCCAUAGAUAUUGCCGCUGGUAUAAAGACUCUCAGAUUAGAUCCUAAACGAGUACAACAAGAAUACCACGAGAGAACAAUUCCACAACCCCCACCCACACCUGUUCGACAAAUUGAUAUAAGACUACCUCAAGGAAAGAUGGUUAAAUAUCAACUGCCCGAAGACGAGUGA